CGCUUCCGCGCCCGCUGCCGCAGCCCUGCCCCCGCCGCCUGCGCGGCCGGCCCGGCCCGGCGGAGAGGCGGGGGGAUUUCCAAGCGCCGGCGGCCUCGCCGCUUCCUCUCCUUGUUUUGCUUUCGAUCUGGACCUUUCUCCGCCCGGGCGGAGGCAGUUAACUUUUAGUUUUGCUCCCGCGAUUAUUCAGAGCCUGUUUUCAUUUCCAUUUCGCGUCCCCUGGCAACGGCGGUAACCUUGAGGAAUUAUAUAAGGGCCGCGAAAACGGGCCAGCAAGCUUGGACACAGGAAUCCAGGAGAAAAUUCAGCUGCACGUGGCAUGUUGUUUCACCAAAGAUCAAAGGUGACAAGAAUAGCAGAGCAGAGCAGUUAAGAAUGAUGCAGAGAACACAGAUGUGAAGAACAAAGGAGAGAGGAAGGAGCUGAGCCCGGUGCAGAGGGGGAAAGGAGAAGAAGCAGCCUAAAUGCAAGUACUUGACCAUGGCAGUGAUGGGUUGCAGGCUGCUUAACAGGAGUUUAAUGCGGUGCUUUAAUCUGCGUCUAGUUCCGGCUGUCACUUUCAGAGCGAUGCCUGAGAUAGCUCCUUCCUGGGUGGGUGAAAAUGCCUGUCGAAAGGAUGCGGAUGCGCCCCUGGCUGGAAGAGCAGAUCAACUCGAACACGAUACCGGGGCUGAAAUGGCUAAAUAAGGAGAAGAAGAUUUUUCAGAUUCCCUGGAUGCAUGCUGCAAGACAUGGGUGGGAUGUUGAAAAAGAUGCUCCCUUAUUUAGAAACUGGGCAAUUCAUACAGGAAAAUACCAGUCAGGAGUAGAUAAACCAGAUCCAAAGACGUGGAAGGCAAACUUCCGUUGUGCUAUGAACUCUCUGCCUGACAUAGAAGAAGUGAAGGACAAAAGUAUAAAGAAAGGAAACAAUGCCUUCAGGGUGUAUCGGAUGCUGCCAUUGUCUGAAAGACCUUCCAAAAAAGGAAAAAAACCGAAGUCUGAGAAGGAUGACAAGUUCAAACAAAUUAAGCAAGAGCCAGUUGAAUCAUCUUUUGGGAUUAAUGGGCUAAAUGAUGUCACUUCUGACUAUUUCCUGUCCUCCAGUAUAAAAAAUGAAGUUGACAGUACAGUGAACUUUGUAGUUGUAGGACAGCCGCACCUUGAUGGCAGCAGUGAGGAGCAGGUGAUAGUUGCCAAUCCUCCUGAUGUGUGCCAGGUGGUAGAGGUGACAACAGAAAGCGACGAACAGCCCCUCAGCAUGAGCCAGCUGUACCCCCUACAGAUCUCCCCUGUCUCGUCCUAUGCAGAAAGUGAAACAACCGACAGCGUUCCAAGCGAUGAAGAAAAUGCAGAGGGACGACUUCAUUGGCAAAAGAAAAACAUUGAAGGCAAACAGUAUCUCAGCAAUCUGGGAGUGAGGAACACUUCUCAUAUGCUUCCCAGCAUGGCAACUUUUGUAGCCAACAAGCCUGACCUCCAAGUCACCAUCAAAGAGGAAAGCUGCCCACUGCCUUACAACAGCUCCUGGCCCCCUUUCUCAGACAUCCCCCUGCCACAAGUAGUGUCCACAGCCUCCACAAGCAGCAGCCGGCCAGACCGUGAGACACGGGCCAGCGUCAUCAAGAAAACGUCAGACAUCACCCAGUCGAGAGUUAAGAGCUGCUAAGCCUUUGAUGGUGUGUUUUUUUUUUUUUUUAGCUUUGUUUUGUUUGGUUUUGUAUUUUACGUUUCUCUAGGAGAGGUUCAUCCCUUGACGCACAUGAGACAAAUCUAAGGUGAAGCUUUGGCAAUAUUAAACAUUGCUGUGUCCGACUCCAGUGCCGGAGUGUUUUUAACUCAGGACUCCAGCUGUCAGUAUGUACACCUGAACCCAGGCGGAUUUCCAAGGUUGCCACCUAGGAAAACAAGAACUUUGGCCCCCUUGCAGGUUCCAGUGUUUCAUAAGAGGACCAACCGACCACAAGGGAAGUGGUGCUGCUGCGCUUCUUGCUGUCAAGGCUGUGAUGGAACUGAAAGCCUCAGAAUGGAAGAGAAAAUGUGAACUAGCUGGAAUAUUUUUAAAUAAAGAAAAAUCUAUUGUGAAUAUUGUACAUAGUGCAGUACUAGCAACGUUGCAGUCUGCUUCUGCACCUUAUUAAGAAAGCACUUACGAAAGGCCUUUUAUUACCUUGCUCUACUUAAUGGCACAUUGAAGGUCCCUCCCCACCUGAAUUCUUUUCCAAGGCUAUUCUUGCUAAAGUGUCUUUAAAGAAUAGAGGAAAGGAAAGGAAGUUAAAACUUCCCAUGUGGAUUUCAUAUGUUUUAAGACUGCUUUUCUCAUGUUUGUUUCUAAUCUGCUAUGCUUGAAUGCCGCGUGGUACAAUAGGAAAAAAAAAGAAACCUAUUACAGAGAUAUUAUGCAAAUUCCCAGAUUUAAAAAAGAAGAAGAAAAAUACUCUAAUUCUAACCAGAGCAAGCUUUUUUAUUUUUUAUACAGGGGAAUAUUUUAUUCAAAGUAAAAUUCUAAAGUGAAUAUAAUUUUUUUUAAUCUUUUCUACAGCAAAUUUAUAAUUUUAAGAUUCAGUCCUUGGUUAUCAGCAGUUAUUACAUCCUUGUGGCACAUUUUUUUUUAAUUUUGUAAAGGUGAAAUAGCUUUUAUGAGCUCAUGUAGCAAUCAGAUUAUCCUGUGGAUUGAUAAUAAAUAUGGUAUAUAGUUAAAUUUUUAAUAA
Molecule: messenger RNA, 2690 nt
Organism: Columba livia (rock pigeon)
Lineage: Eukaryota; Metazoa; Chordata; Aves; Columbiformes; Columbidae
Gene: IRF2
Product: interferon regulatory factor 2
Exons: 11
Coding region: 602-1648 (348 amino acids)
Biological process (GO): immune system process; regulation of transcription by RNA polymerase II
Cellular component (GO): nucleus
Molecular function (GO): DNA-binding transcription factor activity, RNA polymerase II-specific; RNA polymerase II cis-regulatory region sequence-specific DNA binding
Source: RefSeq, a predicted model, not a curated record